AUGAUCGUAAUCUACCUUCUGGUGGUUGCCAGUGCAUGGCAAAGAGCGGUCGCGGAUUCUGAUGCCUGUUCAAGCAGUGUAAUUAUCUCAAAUCAAAGCGACGCAAAUAAGCUGAUUAAUUGCGAGACAUUUGAUGGAACCAUCACGAUAUCCUCUUCUGCCAGUGGAGUGAUCACCAUCAGUAAUGUCGAGGAAAUCAAGGGCGCCUUUAUUGCUGAGGGUGCCUCAGAACUUACGAAGAUCAUUGCCCCUGAUUUGGACAGUGUGCAAGGGGGUAUCACACUGAGCACCCUCAAUUCCCUCACAGCCAUAACCAUGGGCGCACUAUCACAAGUAUCUUCGAGUUUAAUCAUCACCGGGAAUCCGAGCCUAAAAACACUUGGGUUCCAAGAAUUGGAGGAAAUUGAAGGACAGUUGCCAUCAGCUCCCACCUUCCACGGUACUGAUGAAAAUCCCAGCGUGUCGCUACCUUCUCUCAAUCAAGUCAAAGGUCAGACAGUAAUUACAGGUAGCAGCUCGAUGUCAUGCAGUACAUUGGACAGCUUCAAGUCCAACGGCGUCUUCAAAAGCGGCUAUUCCUGCGUUACUGGCUCGUCUGGCCUGAGUCCAGGAGCCAAGGGUGGGAUCGCAGUGGGGGUUAUCGUGGCUGUGCUUCUGAUUGUGCUGGUUCUAUGGUUUGUGCUUCGGCGAAGGCGCCAAAGACGGAGAGCUGGACAGACCCAGUCGACUAUUCCAUCGUCAUCAACCCCAUCAACUGUCCUGGCACAUGAUGAAAAGGCCCCCAUUUCUCAAGGCAGCGUCUCACCUCACGAAGAACCUUCACAUCCGGCAGAACCGCAGACUCUCUUGCCCCGGAAGCCAGUGGGGUCGGCAAUAUUUUUGGAUAGUCGCUCAAUUUAUGAGGCACCUAAUGCAUCCGCUCGAGAUCAGGAAUGUCAUGAGCUGGACGCAGGACCAAUCUUAAGCUCUCAUCAGCGACCAAUAAAUGCAGGCUUAAAGGAUGGCCAUGGCCAAUUUACGAGCAGAGAUCAUCUUGAUAGCACUUGCAGCCGCCGUGAGAUAGCGUAA
Molecule: messenger RNA, 1068 nt
Organism: Penicillium coprophilum
Lineage: Eukaryota; Fungi; Ascomycota; Eurotiomycetes; Eurotiales; Aspergillaceae
Exons: 3
Coding region: 1-1068 (355 amino acids)
Source: RefSeq, a predicted model, not a curated record